CCAACAUCUGUUGCUCUACAACGCGCCACCCCGAUUUAUUCUUCGUCUCCUGCUCUCGUAUUUGUUAGGCCUAAACGGCCACAGCGAGCAAUAAAACUUUACUCCCCCCCCUUCCCUUCUUCUUCAUCUUUCUUGGGGUGAAUACUACUAUGUCCCCGUUCAUCAGCAUGCGGCGCUUUUCUCGAUCUGGGUCCGUCCACAACUCGCAGCCCUCCGCCUCCGCCUCACAUCAACCAGCACCCCCCACCUCCUACACGCCGCCCCUGUCACACGCGCCCAUGAUGCCAAAUGGCACGGCGGGAUCUCUCCACGACUCGAGACCCGUGUCGGCAAAGACCAGCUCGAGCUUCGACUUUGCCAAUCGCCCUCCCACCAACUACCAAAUCACCGCCCUGCCGCACAGCGCUAUCGGCAACCUCUCACGCACCGAUCAGAUUGUGCUGCGACACUUCUGGGAUGUCAAGUACGACGAGAACAAGGCUCGGGACCUCCAUUUCCUCAAGUUCCCCUUCUUCCCACAAUACCCGAAUCACCAGGAUCUGAUUCCUUACUGUGAAAUCUAUCACUUGGUCAAGACUUCGCCCGGCGCGAAGAUCAUCAGUCUUGGCAGUGCCAACGGCGUCUACAUCGGGUUUGAGCUCUUCUCGGGUUCCCAGCUCCACAUCGACAUGGACGACAGCUGGCAGAACAUCUCGCACCACCGUGUCUCGUUCAAGAAGUACGACAAGAUGCUCAAGGACCCCUCGUCGGACGCGACCUUCAAGUCCUGGCCCAAGCCUUUGACGAUUGAGUUCCUCGAGGAGCAGUACGGACGCUGGAUGCUCGACCUGACCAGUCUCUGCUGGGAGACCGCCGAGGUUAGAGAACUUGGCGGCGGCGGUGGGGGCGGCGGUGAUGGCCCAGAGGAGAGCGUUGACGGGGACUUGAAGGAUGAGAUGUUGUAGCCGGUGUGUGAGGGAGAGAGAGAGAGACAGUACGUGUGUGUGAUCUGAACGAUCAACCACCGAUCAUCGACAAACAACCGACAAGGCCUUCUGGGGGGUCCUCUGUCAGUCUUGGGCGCGCCCGCGCCCCUCUCCCGCGCCCUCGCCCUGUUUUGAAGCGGGCCGUCGCAGAUGCUGCAACGCAGCCCAGCCUCCGUGCGCGCAACAUCAUCACAAAAACAUGCUACAAGGACACGCAGCACACCAGAAAAGUAAUCAUGGAUCUUUCCCCUUCCCCCCUCCCCUUUCUUUUCGGAAUAUUGCUAGGGGAGGCAAAGCCACUGAAAACGAGACACGAAGACAAACGGCCCUUUUUGUUGCCUUUUCUUUUCUAUUGACUUUACAAUGAUGGGUAGUGAUAGAUAAUUAAUGACUUGGAAUGAUAACACACCACCAGCACCAGAACAACCACCACAGUGUCCACGUAUUACACAGUUGGGCGGGCUGGUGGAGUUUCGACUAGGUCCUGGUGUCCUUGUGCACAGA
This is a messenger RNA of Cladophialophora immunda, 1469 nucleotides long. RefSeq lists its product as uncharacterized. The transcript is spliced from 3 exons. NCBI's taxonomy places the organism in Eukaryota, Fungi, Ascomycota, Eurotiomycetes, Chaetothyriales, Herpotrichiellaceae. The record is from RefSeq and is a predicted model, not a curated record. Bases 150 to 944 code for a protein of 264 amino acids.